Molecule: messenger RNA, 1231 nt
Organism: Impatiens glandulifera
Lineage: Eukaryota; Viridiplantae; Streptophyta; Magnoliopsida; Ericales; Balsaminaceae
Product: soluble inorganic pyrophosphatase 1-like
Exons: 9
Coding region: 172-885 (237 amino acids)
Biological process (GO): phosphate-containing compound metabolic process
Cellular component (GO): cytoplasm
Molecular function (GO): magnesium ion binding; inorganic diphosphate phosphatase activity
Source: RefSeq, a predicted model, not a curated record
UAGUAAUAGAAAAGACACUGUUUUUUCCAUUGAAAUAAGAAAAGAAAAAAACCCAUAGAGCGGGAAUUCUUCUCAUAUGAACGAGAACAAACCCUAAUUUGGGUUCUACAUCUCACUAAAUCGUUGCUUACUGUACCCACUUCCUCUCUGAGAUCAAACAGUUUGGACAACAUGGUUCCACCAAUUGAUACUCAAGAAAACACUUCAUCAAUUGAUUCUCCAGAAAAAGUUUCAUCAUCAACUCUGAUUCCAGAAAAAACAACAAAUGCCCACAAAUCUAUAUUUCCCCAUCAACCUCUAAACGAAAGGAUACUUUCAUCACUGUCUAGGAAAUCUGUUGCUGCUCAUCCCUGGCAUGAUCUUGAAAUAGGACCUGGUGCUCCCAUGAUUUUCAACUGUGUGGUAGAAAUUAGUAGGGGCAGCAAGGUGAAAUAUGAACUUGACAAAAAAACUGGAAUGAUUAAGGUUGAUCGUAUAUUAUACUCAUCUGUUGUUUACCCACAUAAUUACGGUUUCAUACCUCGUACCCUUUGUGAGGAUAAUGAUCCCAUGGAUGUGUUGGUGAUUAUGCAGGAACCGGUUCUUCCUGGUUGCUUUGUCAGGGCCAAAGCUAUAGGACUCAUGCCAAUGAUUGAUCAGGGUGAAAAAGAUGAUAAAAUAAUUGCUGUUUGUGCUGAUGAUCCUGAAUAUCGUCACUACAGUGAUAUCAAAGACCUGCCUCCACAUAGGUUGGCUGAGAUUCGUCGCUUCUUUGAGGAGUACAAGAAAAAUGAGAACAAGGAAGUAGCUGUUGAUGACUUUCUGCCUGCAUCGAAGGCGUUUGAAGCAAUUCAGUACUCCAUGGAUCUGUAUGCUGACUACAUUGUGGAGAGCUUGAGGCGCUAAUCAGACUGAAAGAAAGAAAGAAAGAAAGAAAGACAGACAGACAAACAUGUCUUUGAUGUUGAUGGAUUCUUCUUCUUAUCCAUUGUUAUGUUAUAAGCAUUUUUCUGUAUGGAUGGAAUUGGUCACUACUCUUGGCCACUAGCUUUUAUUAUGAUGAUACAUAUAUUGGCAACUGUUGGUUUACCAAAUUCUAUAGUGUGAUGAUUUGCAUAUUUUGAGUGAUUUUCAAAGUGCUCAAAUCUUAUUUUAAUUUUGUUUUUCAGUGUUAGAAGCUAACAUGACUUACGUAACAUUAUUUCUACUUUAUCUUAAAAUAUUCUAAGUGAGAAUGCUAUGUUUGGUCUUU